UAUGAAUUCGGCAACAGCUUAUUUUCAUGACAUCAACAACAUGGCAGUAGUAAUAAUAUUUAGCUUUGUGACGUCCACAUAAUUUAAGCUGUCUGCUACUUGGUUCUGUUUUAAUGGCUAUUGAUAUUGAAUCAGAACUGUCAAAAUAAUGAUUAUUUAACUCUUCUAUUUAUUUAUAAUGAGGGAAAGUGUUAAAACUAAUGAAAUGUUUAUUAUUAGAGCUCUUGAAAAAAUACUAAAUGAUCGCGAAAUCAAGCGAUCACAUCAUACACAGUUGCGAAAAGCAUGUGAAACUGCUUUAGGAGAAAUAAAGAAUGAAUACAGGGAAACAAGGGAUUCCACUAAUACAGGCAAUAUUGAAGAGGAGAAGACUUCAUCUUGUUUGCCUCUGCCAAAAUCAAAAGCUGGGAAUCUUGAAGCGGAGAAAUAUUUUCUUCCUUUUGAAUUAGCUACUCAAUCUAAAUCCCCACGGAUUGUAAUAACAGCUAUUGAUUGCAUACAGAAACUAAUUGCUUAUGGCCAUUUAACUGGAAGUAUUGCCGAUCCUGCCAAUCCAAAUAAAUUGUUAAUUGAUAGAAUUGUUGAAGCGAUUUGUAGUUGUUUUCAUGGUCCCAACACUGAUGAUGGCAUUCAAUUGCAAAUUAUUAAAGCUCUUUUGACGGUUGUGACAUCUCAAGCCUGUGAAGUUCAUGAAGGGAGUAUUUUGCUGGCAGUGAGAACUUGUUAUAAUAUUUAUUUGGCUAGUAAAAAUUUAAUAAAUCAAACAACAGCCAGAGCAACUCUUACACAAAUGCUCAAUGUUAUUUUCACACGGAUGGAAGUACACGCUGCUGCUAUUGUUCAAGAUAAACAGCAAAAAGAUACAGAAUCAGAUGAAGUCCAAAAUAAAAUCUCUGACAAUGUAAAACAAGAAAAUAUUAAUGCAGAAGUUAAACUUUUGGUUGAAGACAUGGUCACCAAUGUUUGUGCAGAUAUGCUGCUUAAUUCUAUACCUGAAGCUCAAGAUUCGAGUCCUUCCUCCUCAAGAGGAUCAACUAACAACUUACAAAGACUUCCUUCACAGGAAAGUCUGGAAACUUAUGAAGGCAAUAUAGAAACUUCUCAAGCAAGCUUUUCUCAUGUAUUGCAGAAAGAUGCAUUUUUAGUUUUUCGAUCAUUGUGUAAACUAAGCAUGAAGCCAUUACCAGAAGGGCAACCAGAUCCUAAGUCUCAUGAGCUACGAUCAAAAAUCCUUUCUCUUCAACUAUUACUUACCAUUCUUCAGGGAGCAGGGCCAGUGUUUAAAUCCACUGAAAUGUUUAUCAAUGCUAUCAAACAAUAUUUAUGUGUUGCCUUGUCAAAAAAUGGGGUAUCCUCAAUUCCGGAAGUCUUUGAACUAUCUCUAUCAAUAUUUUUAACUCUUCUUCAAAAUUUCAAGACUCAUUUAAAGAUGCAAAUUGAAGUCUUCUUUAAAGAAAUAUUCCUAAAUAUUUUAGAAACUUCAAAUAGUUCAUAUGAACACAAAUGGAUGGUUAUUCAAGCCCUUACUAGAAUAUGUGCUGAGGCUCAAAGUAUUGUUGACAUUUAUGUGAACUAUGACUGUGAUUUUACUGCUGCUAAUAUUUUUGAACGUUUAGUCAAUGACCUAUCGAAAAUUGCUCAGGGAAGACAAGCUUUGGAGCUUGGAGCAACCUCUUCACAAGAAAAAUCUAUGAGAAUUAAAGGUCUUGAAUGCCUAGUUUGUAUACUGAAGUGUAUGGUUGAAUGGAGCAAAGACCUUUAUGUGAAUCCAAUACAACAAGCAAAUCUGGGACCUGAGAAGCAUAAGGACACUUCAGAAAUAGAUUCUGGGAAAGGAACUAUCACAAGUUAUGGUAGCAUUAAUUCUUUAAGCUCAUCAUCUAGUUUCACUGCUACUCCAAAUGAUAACCCUGAGCACAUUGAAGUCAUGAAGCAGUUAAAAGAAAUUAGAGAGCAUGGCAAUGAUUUAUUCAACCGAAAACCUGAUAAGGGAAUAGCCUAUUUGCAAGAAAAUGGCAUAUUGGGAAAUAGUCCAGCUGAUAUUGCUGAAUAUUUGCUCACUGAAGAAAGAUUAAAUAGAACAAUGAUUGGUGACUUUCUUGGUGACAAUAAUAAAAUCAACAGGGAAGUAAUGUAUGCAUAUGUCGAUCAAAUGGAUUUUGCAGAAAAAGAUAUUGUAUCAGCUCUACGCAAUUUUCUUGAAGGAUUUCGUUUGCCAGGCGAAGCUCAGAAAAUUGAUCGUCUAAUGGAAAAAUUUGCUUCUCGUUAUUGCGAAUGCAAUUCAAAUAAUACACUUUUCUCAAGUGCUGAUACUGCUUAUGUCCUCGCCUAUUCUAUUAUUAUGCUUACUACAGAUUUACAUAGUCCACAGGUUAAAAGUAAAAUGACUAAAGAGCAAUACAUAAAAAUGAAUAGAGGAAUCAAUGAUAGUAAGGAUCUUCCUGAAGAGUACUUGUCUCAAAUUUAUGAUGAAAUCGCUGGAAAUGAAAUCAAAAUGAAGGCUUCUGCAACUAAGUUCAGUGGAAAACAAAACUUAGGAAGUGAGAAAAAAAGACGGCUUCUAUACAAUGUUGAAAUGGAAGAAAUGGCUGAAACAGCCAAAGCUUUAAUGGAAAGUGUGAGUCAUGUUCAAGCUCCCUUUACCCGUGCGAAGCACUUAGAGCAUGUUCGUCCUAUGUUCAAAAUGGCAUGGACUCCAUUUUUAGCUGCAUUCAGUAUUGGACUUCAAGACUGUGAUGACUCUGAAAUAGCUUCACUUUGUUUGGAUGGAAUCAGAUGUGCAAUUCGAAUAACUUGUAUUUUUCAUAUGACGUUGGAAAGAGAUGCUUAUGUUCAAGCUCUUGCUCGAUUUACUCUCUUGACUGCUAAUUCUCCCAUAACAGAAAUGAAAGCAAAAAAUAUUGAUACAAUUAAAACCCUAAUAACAGUUGCACACACUGAUGGAAAUUAUUUAGGAAAGUCUUGGCUAGAGAUAUUGCGUUGCAUAUCUCAACUAGAGCUCGCACAACUCAUUGGUACUGGUGUAAAGCCUCAAUUUUUGAAUACACAGUCAUCCCAUCCUGAAGGUUCAUCUUUGAUGCUAGAUCCCGUUGAUUUGGCUCGUGGGGGAGUGCCUUUGGAUGAAAAAAGGAGUGCUCUUCUCCAAGAAACAUUGGGAGAAACAAGUUCAAACAGUGUAGUCGUUGCUGUAGACAGGAUAUUUACAGGAUCUACUCGCUUAGAUGGUUAUGCAAUUGUUGAUUUUGUUAAAGCAUUGUGUCAAGUUUCAUUAGAAGAACUUGCUAAUUCAUCACAUCCAAGAAUGUUUAGCUUACAAAAAAUAGUUGAAAUUUCAUAUUACAAUAUGGGAAGAAUUCGUUUAAAGUGGGCUAGAAUUUGGGAAGUUCUUGGAGAGCACUUCAAUAAGGUUGGUUGCAGUCCUAUUGAAGAUGUUGCUUUUUUCGCAGUCGAUUCACUUCGGCAACUUUCCAUGAAAUUUUUAGAAAAAGGAGAAUUUACAAAUUUUAGGUUCCAGAAAGAAUUUCUUCGACCUUUUGAACAUGUGAUGAAAAACAAUCGGUCACCUGCAAUUAGAGACAUGGUGGUACGUUGUAUAGCUCAGAUGGUAAAUUCUCAAGCAUCAAAUAUUAAGUCUGGUUGGAAAAAUAUUUUUAGCGUGUUCCAUUUAGCAGCUGCUGAUGAUAAUGAAAGUAUUGUAGAAUUAGCUUUUCAGACUACGGGAAAAAUUAUUACACAAAUCUAUGAAAAGUACUUUCCCUCCCUUAUUGAUUCCUUCCAAGAUUCUGUCAAGUGCCUGUCUGAAUUUGCGUGCAAUGCCUGUUUUCCUGAUACUAGCAUGGAAGCCAUACGUCUGAUUAGGCAUUGUGCAAAAUAUGCUGCUGAGCAACCAGAUGUAUUCAAAGAGCACAAUAUAGAAGAUUUAAGUGUUCCCGAAAGUGAUAGAGUAUGGGUCCGUGGUUGGUUCCCUAUAUUAUUUGAACUCUCGUAUAUUGUCAGUAGGUGUAAGUUGGAUGUGCGUACCCGAGCAUUGACUGUGAUGUUUGAAAUUAUCAAAACAUAUGGCUCGUUGUUUGCGCAGCACUGGUGGAAUGAACUAUUUAAAAUUAUAUUUCGUAUUUUUGAUAACAUGAAGCUGCCUGAGAAAACAACGGAGAAAGCAGAAUGGAUGACUACAACUUGCAACCAUGCCUUAUACAGUGUUGUUGAUGUGUUCACUCAAUACUAUGAUCUACUGAAUGUCUUCAUGCUGGACAGUCUAUAUGUACAAUUGCAGUGGUGUGUGCAACAAGAUAAUGAACAAUUGGCAAGAUCUGGCACAAACUGUCUAGAAAAUCUAGUAAUUUCUAAUGGUGCUAAAUUUUCUAAAGAACGCUGGGAUCAAACAUGCCAAUGUAUCUUAGAAAUAUUUAACACCACAAAGCCAGUUUUAUUGCUGUCUUGGAAGCCAGCCUCCAAAGAAAAAUCUGAAGUACUUAUUAGAAAAGAUUCUGUAUUAUCUCAGUCCAGAGUGUCUCUGGAUGAAAAAUCAAAGGGAAUCUCUGAUGGAGAUUUUCUUGAUCAGCCAAAUUCUGAGGUAGUGGAGGAUGAGAAACCUGGAAGCACUGAAUAUAAACUAAGGAGGCAAAACAGUAGUAGCAGUAAUGAAAGAACUCCUAACCACUUCGAGAGACAAAAUAGUUAUAAGAAAGGACAAGAAAUGACUGAUGAAAAAUUGUUUAUUUCUUUGAAAAUUAAAUGUAUCGUGCAGUUGGAACUUAUCCAAACUAUAGAUAAUAUUAUAUUUUAUCCUGCCACAAGUCGCAAAGAAGAUGAAAAGAAUUUAGCUGCUGCAAGAGCUGAAAUGCGCCAAAGUGAUGAGAAUGAACAAACCUCUGACAGUCAUCAACAAGAGGAUCAAGGAAUGUAUCAGUUUCUAUCUUCUUCACAAUUACUUCUUUUAGUUGACUGCCUUAUGGAAGCACAUCAGUUUGCAAAAACUUUCAAUUCAAGUCACGAGCAAAGAAAUUUCCUUUGGAAAGCAGGAUUUCGAGGCAAUGUGAAACCAGACCUUUUGGUUCACGAAUCUCACAGUUUGGCAUGUGCCUUAAGGAUUUUAUUUAAAAUGUACACUGAUGAAAGCAGGCAGGAUUCUUCAGCCGUUGUUCAAGAAAAACUGAUUAAAAUAUCCCGUGAAGCACUGGCUUAUUAUCUGAAUUUGACCGCUGAAAAACACAAAGAUUCAUAUACUAGUCUCAUAUUGCUUUUGUUGUCUCGUGUCAUUCAACUGGAUGACGAAAACCGGUUUCGAGCUCAUGCUUCUGCAUAUUACAUGCCUCUAUGUGAAAUGAUAUUCUACGAAUCUAAGCCAGAAUUAAGAGCAAUAUUGAGGCGUUUCUACAUACGGUGUUCAAGAGCUUUCCGGAUAUCCAGCUAUAUCUCCCACUGACAGCAACAUUAUCACUGUACCAUACUUCAUAUGCAAUAUUUGUAGAUAAGAUAAAUUUUAUUAUAAAAAAAAUGAUAAACUUCAUUUUAUAUUGAUGCCAUCUCAUAAAAUCAACGCCAGACUAGUCAUUUAGGAACAGUGACUGCUUUGUAAAUAUUUUAACAAAAUUGUAACUAUUCUUCCUUUUUAUUUCUAUUUGGUGAUUAAUAGAUGCUUUGAUUAUAAAAUAAAUGUCAAGCAUUAGUGAUUUUUAUUGAAUUAUUGUGGUUAAUAAAUGCAUAAUGAACAUGAUCAUGUGAUUAUAUGGUAAUAAACACCUGUUCUUCAAACUGUUAGAAAGCUUUUUUGAAAGAAAAAAAAGCAGUUUAUAUACGUAUCAGCAAACUUUUUAUAGAUACUAUUAAAAUAGAGAAUUCAAAAUUUUUUGUUUUUGUUUGCGUACUGUUUGUGAUCCAUUUAAAUUUCAGCUUCAGGGGUAUACCAUCUAGAAAGGAAGUAGAGAAAGAUAAAGUGAAGUUAGCAAACUUCCUCAGUUUGGACUAGCAUUUAAUGUUAAUACCCCUGUGGAGGACUGCACUCUUAAAAAUUAUUUUUAAAUUUCCAAUUUGUUUUUAGUAUAAAGCAUUUGGGCUUCAAAUAGUUUUUUUUUUUAUCAAAGUUUUGAAUAUAUAGACUAUAAAACCAAAUCGAUUCACUUUUGUUUGGUGAAAAAAAAUUUUUUUUAGCUACAUAAUUUUUUUUUUCAUUGCCAUCAAAAUCAAUUGGGGAACCAUUGUUUAGCUUAGUUACAAUAAGAAAAUAGAACUAGAAUUCUAGAACUCUAUUUUUUAUUCUUACUCUUUUCACCCCUAGCAUAAGCUUCAAGUUUGACUCAUCAAUCCACGUACAGAUCAGCGAUUCUACCUCACCCCAAAAGAAUGCAACAAAGAAGGAUAAUACUUAAUCUGUUUUGUACAGUUCGUUAAAAUGUUUAAUGAGUUUAUUCACCAUAUAACUUAAUUAUGUUCUUAAUCAUUUGUUGACCAGAUUAAUUUUUUGAAAAUAAUUCUUAAGGAAUUUCUUAGCAUCCCUUAGCUAAUUAAAGUUUUCAUUAUUAGUAAGUUUGGUAUAAGUAAUACUUCUAUUUUUUUGGCUAGUAAAUAAAGUAUAGUAUGUUUUCUUUAGAUUCUGAGAAAAUCUCAGUUGAGAUAUGAAGUCAAACUUAUCUUAGAGAAAAAAUUGUACAGCAUAAUUUCAGUUUCCUCCAUCCAAAUGAAAUUUUCAAUUAUUAAUGAAGCACUGUUUUGUCGUUUGCACUUUAGACUCUUUUAUAGUUAAAGGUUAUUCAGAAUUAUGAAAUAUUUUUAUAAAAAAAAAUGUAGUUAAAAUGUCAGAAAUUGAUGAGCAAUUAAUAAUUCAUUACAUUUUAUUUCCUUAAACAUUUUAUUUACUUAUUUCAGGGAUGCACAACCAAUGGCUCGAAAGUAGCAUGGCAAAUCUAUUUACUUCCUCCCCGAACUAUUUAUUAAAAAAAAACUUUUUUUUUUUUUACAACUUAUCUUAAUGAGAGGGAAAAAGACUAACUUCUGUAGAAAUUUCGCAAACAAGUUUCAUAUAUAUAUAUAUAUAUAUACAUAUAUNAUACAGAAAAGAUAUAAAUAGAAAAAUAUGAUUUCAAAACUUUGAUUAAUAGUCAAAAUUAACUUAUGAGGUGUUAAUAAAAAUUUUAGUUUUCUAUUUUUUUUUCUUUUGUAUAUCUAUUAUUGUUUUAUAAUCAAUUUCCUUAUAAUCUUAAUAUUUAUUUGCAUUAAAUAUUUUUAUUUUAUUGUACAUAAAUAUGUAUCUGGUAAAAAAAUUAAGUUGUUAUUUUUAUUACUUUCAACUAUAAUACAGUCAUGUUUUUACGGGUUAUUGCCUUACGUUAAUGUUUAACCCAAAUAUUAAGUUUUUUUUUUUAAAUUUUGUGGCCUUCUAGCCUGUGCAUCCUUGAGUUAAAUAGUUUGUUACCUGUUUCAUCUGAAGUUUUUUUUAUACUAUUUUUAAGAAAUAUUUCUGUGAUAUUUGAUUAAAAAGUAAAAUCUAAUAUAGUUCUUUAUAAUGUUUUUGUCGAAGGUAUUCAUAAUUUUUAAAAUUGUUAUUUGAAAUUUGAUGAUUUUUUUUUUAUUGUGGGAAUUUUAUUUAGAGGUAUAUCUGCAUUAUUAAAAUAUUUAAAAAUAAAAUUAUCUUACCUAUAAUUAUUUUAGGUUAGUGCAUUCUUUCAAAUUUGCAUUAUUGAAAAAAGUUCUUAAUUUUAUUAUUUUUUUUAUUUAUUUUACACAUAAAACAAAAACUAAAUUUUUUAACUUGCAAUUUUGUUCAAUUUGUAUUAUGUUGCAUUUUAAAUAUUUUACUAUUCUUUAAAUGUAGUUGGAAACCAAACUUAUUGUUUUCAAAAUUAGACAUCAAUGUAUAAUUAAUUUAUUUGAUUUGUAUAUGUUUUUGGAAAUAGUUUGCCAAACUAUGUGGUUAAUAAGCAUUAUAGUUAAAAAUUGUUACAAAUGCUUGGAAAUUUAAUGUUUUAAUAAUUCAGUAAUUUAGUGUUGUUUUUAUUUCCUUUUAAAAAUUUAUUCUAAAUAUAGCUGGUUGUGAAGUUUAGUAUUUAAAUUUUUUAUUCUCUAACUUUCUGCUUAAAGAAUAAGGAUUAGUUGUUAUAGUUGCAUUUUCCAUUAUUUUAUUGAGGAAGCAACGUUUAUAUAAUAAACUUGUUUUGAACUUUUUACAAUGCAGUGUUUAAUUAAGAAAUAUAAAUAUCUUUUAUUAUAUUUCUUUAUGGUUUGAGAGUAAGUUAGCUUCAAAAUAUUUUAAUGUAGCAGUAUAGAUGAAAUUAACUUAGUUUGCCAAAGAACACUGUUUUUUCGCGCUCAUGCUGGCUUGGGUUUUAAUAGAUUCAUAUAUCUUAAUUCAUUUACAUAACAAUUUAUGUUUAGUUAUCAAAUUUUUAUGUGAAAAGUGUCCAUUAAACAAAGAUUAAACUCUGCGAGUUUUAAAUUUAAAAUUUUUAAUUCAAUAUGUGUUUAAUGCUUGUAAAGCAGGAAGAUGUAAAUUAAUACGUAUGUUAUUACUUAUUAAUAUUUCAUAACCUCUUUUGUCUAAAAUCGCUUAAAUUUUAUAUAUAUAUUUUACUGAGUCAUGUGUAAAGGCCUAGUUAUCCUAUUCAUUAGAAUUCUACAACUUAAAUUAAUCAAGAAAUUUUUAUUAUUUGUGGUGGUCACAACAUUUUAUUGAGAAAAUAAAUAACUAUGCCAUUUUUGUUAUGAAGAAAGUCUUCUGCUUCUUAAAAUUUUUAUAUUUUUUUAUCUGGAAUGUUUCAACACUUCAAACUUAUUUGUAGUUUAAUAAUUUUACCUGACUAUAGAGUUUGCAGGAACGGAUAUUUCAUCUAUUUUUAGUAAAAAAUUUCUCUCUGUCUUUUAGUAGGAAUGCAGAAGUAUCCACUACUAAAUAAAAAUAUUAUUCAUUUUAUGGUAUUCCAACUCAAUUAGUAUCUAUAUAUAAGUUAAACUGGAUUAUUAUAUAAUGAAUCCUUUUUGUCAGUCAGCAGUGAAAUUUUGUGUAGUCUCAUUGAAAGAUACACCACUUUCUACAAUUGUGUGUGUGUAAAAAUGUGUAACUGAGUGUAGAACUGAUUCAUCUUGAGACAUCCCAGCUUAAUUAGCAUCCAUUGAUGUGUAUGUUGAACUGAUUCAUCUUGAGAUAUCUCAGGUUAAUUAGCAUCCAUUUAUAUAUGUGUUGAACUGGAAUAUCAUAUAAUAAACCAUUUUUACAUUCAUUAGUGGACAUUUCUGCAGCCUCAUUUAAAAUUGUAAUAAUAAAAGUUUUUUUUAAGAGUGUUGAUUAUUAAACUUAUGAAUGUUGGAUUAUUAAACUUUUACGUUGACAAAUAAAAUAUUUAAGUUUUGGUCAUUUAUUUAAAGGUUGGGGUUCUUCCAACAAUAUGUAUUAUGAAUGUAAUUUCUCCGUAAUUGCAAGAAAUCUAUUUGUUGAAUUUCUUCUAAAAAGCAAAAACGUGUGUUUUUUUUCACUUGUAAUAGUUUUAUUAGAGGUUUUUUUAACAGUAGAUUUCAAUUGAAUUUAAAGGAAGGUUUUUAAAAGGUUUGUGAUACGAGUUUAAAUUAGUAUUGUUUUCUAUACAUUCCAGUUCAUUUGCAUUGAUGCACUUCAGUGGAAAGAUUUAUUCAUUUGACUAAAAUUUCAUGUUAUAUUUAAAUUUUGAUUGUGUGACUGUAAAAUUUAUUUAUAUAUAGCAAAAUUAUUUAAUAAAAUGUUAUGAGUUUCUCUUA
Parasteatoda tepidariorum (common house spider) is the source of this 9723-nucleotide messenger RNA. The record is from RefSeq and is a predicted model, not a curated record. Lineage: Eukaryota; Metazoa; Arthropoda; Arachnida; Araneae; Theridiidae.